Molecule: messenger RNA, 678 nt
Organism: Fusarium vanettenii 77-13-4
Lineage: Eukaryota; Fungi; Ascomycota; Sordariomycetes; Hypocreales; Nectriaceae
Exons: 2
Coding region: 87-506 (139 amino acids)
Source: RefSeq, a predicted model, not a curated record
GUUGCGCAUCAAACACUCCCGAGGAAGACUUGAAGCUUCUAUUUUAUUCUAUUCGAGCACUCCUCUCAAACCAUCAACCACAUAAAAUGCAUGUUCCCAGCCUUUUCACUAUUGCUACUCUCCUCGCGGCAGCGUCCGCUGUCACCGUCUCUUAUGACCCCGGCUAUGAUCAGUCGUCCCGAUCUCUCACAGCUGUGGCCUGCUCCGAUGGCAAGAAUGGCCUGAUCACGAGGUACGGCUGGCAGACGCAGGGCAACAUACCCAAGUUCCCAUACAUCGGCGGCGCUCAAGCCAUUGCGGGAUGGAACUCGGCAUCCUGCGGUACCUGCUGGAAGCUCACGUACAAGGGAAAGAGCAUUAACAUUCUGGCUAUUGACCAUACUGGCGCGGGCUUCAACAUUGCCCUCACCGCCAUGAACGCUCUCACUAAUAACCAGGCUGUCAAGCUCGGUCGUGUCGAUGCUACAGCCACUCAAGUUGCCGUCAGCAACUGUGGAGUGAAAUGAUGUGUUGUGAAGGACACACGUUUUUGGCCAAGAAUGGAUGCAUAAUGAUUAUGAACGCAAUAAUGACAAGAGCUUUUUAUGUCGAGCUGGAGGGGGGUACGUUUUUUGAGAUUGAUAUAGUAGCUAAGCUCAACCGCCUUAUAUUUGCUAGUAAGGACUUUUGUCUCUUUCA